Tilletiopsis washingtonensis is the source of this 488-nucleotide messenger RNA. RefSeq lists its product as hypothetical. The record is from RefSeq and is a predicted model, not a curated record. The transcript has a single exon. The coding region runs from base 106 to 375 and encodes 89 amino acids. Lineage: Eukaryota; Fungi; Basidiomycota; Exobasidiomycetes; Entylomatales.
CUCCUUGCCACAGAAUCGCGUCGCACACUCGCUGAAUGCCGCACUUCGCUGUCUUCAUAGACAAGUAUUCGACACGAGCGCACGCCCCAGCUGAGGCAUGAGCACAUGCUGAACGUCGUUACAGAAGCUUGCGCCGUGCCGUGUCCAACGGGCAGCGGUCCGACGUCAGGGGCUUCUCGAGGGAGUGCGAAGCACUGCAAGAGCCCGGUGUCAGCGGUCGAUGCGGUUCCGACGACUGGCGCGCACAUACCGCGUGCUUCGCUAUGUCCGGUCUGGCAGGCCAGCUCGGCGAUGGGAGUCUUGGCACAGACAUGGGGCGUGUCUUUCGAGAAAGGAGCACGACUCAAUCGAGGCGUGCGCCAGCGGCGAAGCUAGCGAUCGAUGCCUGUGCUGGAUCUUCAACACAGCAGACAGGGGUCGGGCGAGAGCGACCGGCUCUUUCGCCCAAGGGCAACGGCCUGCGAGAGGCUGAGCGUCAGCCAGGACUC